AUGGUUGAGGAAGUGGCAGUGCAGAUGGGAUUCACCAGGGAGGAGGUGAAGCGGGCAAGAGAAAAACAUGCACAGAAAGAGGCCAAAGAGGAAACCAGAAUACCUAAGGCUAAACAUAGAUUUGUGCUUUCUCUUUCUUGGAUUAUCGAAUAUUGUAAGUAUCAUGUGGAUGCCGCCAAAACCAGCGAAGAAACAACCGCCAUUUCGGAGUUGGAUGUGAAGACGUGGGAUAAGGAGUUCGUGAAGGUGGAUCAAGCUACCCUUUUUGAUAUUAUACUGGCUGCAAACUAUCUGAAUAUAGAGAAUCUUCUGGACUUAACGUGCCAAACUGUAGCUGACAUGAUUAAGGGCAAAACAGCAGAAGAGAUCCGAAAGAUAUUUAACAUAAAAAAUGACUACACUCGUGAAGAGGAGGAAGAAGUCAGGCGUGAAAAUCAAUGGGCCUUUGACUAA
Messenger RNA from Cryptomeria japonica (Japanese cedar), 453 nucleotides. RefSeq names its product SKP1-like protein 1B. Gene Ontology annotation, biological process: SCF-dependent proteasomal ubiquitin-dependent protein catabolic process. Gene Ontology annotation, cellular component: nucleus; cytoplasm. Lineage: Eukaryota; Viridiplantae; Streptophyta; Pinopsida; Cupressales; Cupressaceae. The record is from RefSeq and is a predicted model, not a curated record. The transcript has 3 exons. Bases 1 to 453 code for a protein of 150 amino acids. Gene Ontology annotation, molecular function: cullin family protein binding.